UUUAAAAGGAAGGUUGUCCUCUCGAAUCAAUUCACAGUCUUCUUCUUCCUCCUCAUCAGCCAUUAUUAUUAUCCAAGCUCUGUUUUCUUUUUAAAUAAUCAUAAUAAACAGAGAAAGCCCUAAAUUUGGAUUCUAAUUUUGGAAGACAAACAAAUUGUUUUUUCUCUUUUCCAAAAACAAACUUGUGAUCCCUUAGUGUAAUAACAAUCAUCGUCAUCGUUUAACGUUAACGUUAAUGAAUGGCUGUGGAAACAAUGUCCAUGAGAUCAGAUUCUGCAUCAGCUUUGAUUCUAACGUCAGGAGCAAGCGGUCGCGUUAGGGCUCUCUUCUCCAUGCGAGAGCUCAAGCGCCUCUUUACCAUCAUCCACUCGCUCGUUCUCUUCCUCCUCCUCCCGUUUCGCGCCGUCCUCUGGCCUCCGAGGAAGGUGCGAGCCACGCCGCAGCAGAUCGUGGUGAAGAAGAGGAGCAUCAGCGUUUCGCCUCCGCUGGUUCCGGCUGCGGUGGUUGAUGAGGAGGUUGCGGUUAGACGGGAGCUCGCGAUAAGGCGAGUUCUGGAAGAUGAAGGCGGCGGCGAUGGAAGCUGCCGCGUCAGAGAUUAUUCGCUUUUCACGACGAAGAGAGGCGACACGUUGUUUACUCAGUCAUGGUCUCCUCUUUCCCUAACCCACAAGGGACUUAUUGUUCUGCUACACGGAUUAAAUGAGCAUAGUGGCAGGUAUAGUGAUUUUGCAAAGCAGCUUAAUGCUAAUGGAUUCAAAGUCUAUGGAAUCGAUUGGAUAGGUCAUGGUGGAAGUGAUGGACUUCAUGCUUAUGUUCCUUCCCUUGAUUACGCUGUUGACGAUUUGAAAUCAUUUCUUGACAAGGUUCUCGCAGAGAAUCCAGGACUCCCUUGUUUCUGCAUUGGACACUCAACAGGAGGAGCCAUCAUCCUCAAGGCUAUGCUGGAUCCUAAGAUCGAAUCUCGAGUUUCAGGCAUUGUAUUGACUUCACCGGCUGUUGGAGUCCAACCAUCUCAUCCAAUCUUCACAGUUCUUGCACCAAUCGUUGCGUUUUUGUUACCAAGGUACCAGUUCAGUGCAGCAAACAAGGAAGGAGCGCGAGUUUCUCGUGACCCUCAAGCUCUCCUCACCAAAUACUCUGACCCUUUAGUCUUCACCGGAUCCAUACGGGUUCGAACCGGCUACGAGAUCCUUAGAAUCGCUUCUCAUUUGCAGCAAAACUUGAACAAAGUGAAAGUUCCUUUUCUUGUGAUGCACGGUACAGCAGAUUCCGUGACUGAUCCUAAUGCCUCCAAGAGGCUAUUCGAGGAAGCUUCUUCGUCAGACAAAUCAAUGAAGCUAUUCGAAGGGUUGUUGCACGACCUCCUCUUCGAGCCUGAACGAGAUAUCAUCGCUGGAGUGAUACUGGAUUGGUUAAACCAAAGGGUUUAAGCUUCUUCCAUACCAGUAAUUACUAUCACGUCUGAUCAAGAAUCUCUUGGUUCAGACAAAAGGAAUAAUAUAGUCUCGUGGAAAUUUCUGUGUAACUGGACUGAGAAUCAUGAGGAAGAAAAACUUAAAAUGAGUUCUUUGUGAAUUAACAACUUCUUACGAUAGCGAAAAGACAAGAAGACUCAAGAAACUGGACUCUCUUUCUAUUCAUUGGUCUCUCAGAACAUUUUGACGCCAGUAUGUUGUCAUAUUAUCAAUAAUACUUUUGUAACCUCGAGGGUUGUAUUAUUUCAUCUAUUUACUACAUUCAUGCUAGUUCGUAUUUAUAUGGAAUCUAUAUGAGAUUUUCUGGUUUUGAUU
Raphanus sativus (radish) is the source of this 1790-nucleotide messenger RNA. RefSeq lists its product as uncharacterized. The record is from RefSeq and is a predicted model, not a curated record. Gene Ontology annotation, molecular function: lipase activity. Gene Ontology annotation, cellular component: membrane. NCBI's taxonomy places the organism in Eukaryota, Viridiplantae, Streptophyta, Magnoliopsida, Brassicales, Brassicaceae. The coding region runs from base 240 to 1430 and encodes 396 amino acids. The transcript has 7 exons.